AUACGCCGCCCGAAUGGGCCGCCUCAUAGGAUGGCGGACGGCGGGGCGUCCUUGCCUCCUCUAUCCCAAAAGCCACCGCGCUGGCGGUCUCGACGAUUGCUAGUGGAUCUGGUGGCUCGCCGUUCCCUGGGCAGGUCCGCCGGGAGGCCGGAGCAGCUCCGGCUGCAGUGGGGGCGGGAGCGGGAGCAGAGCAGAGCACGGAGGGCUGGACAGAGCUGAGAUGAGUGAAAAACUUGAACAUGGUGUGGGCUGAUUUGAGGACCUGCUGAUUUUUGUCUUCUGAUCUGAGGGACCCCAGGCUGGGGACCCCGGAAAACAGUCUAGGGGCAUGAUGGAUUUGGCUUAUGUCUGUGAGUGGGAGAAAAGGCCCAAAAGCAAUCACUGCCCCUCCAUUCCAUUGGUCUGUGCCUGGUCCUGCCGAAACCUUAUAGCCUUCACUACAGACCUGAAAAAUGAAGAGGAGAAAGAUUUGACCCACAUGAUUCACAUUUUGGAUACAGAGCACCCCUGGGACGUGUACUCCAUCAACUCUGAACACAUCGAAAUGAUCACUUGCCUGGAGUGGGAUCAGUCUGGCUCCAGGCUCCUGUCGGCCGAUGCCGAUGGGCACGUGAAGUGCUGGAGCAUGACCGACCAUCUGGCCAACAGCUGGGAGAAUACGGUGGGCAGCAUGGUGGAAGGCGACCCCAUUGUCUCUUUGUCUUGGUUACACAAUGGCGUGAAGCUUGCCCUGCAUGUGGAGAAGUCUGGUGCCUCGAGUUUCGGCGACAAGUUUUCUCGAGUCAAGUUCUCCCCCUCUCUGACGCUUUUUGGCGGGAAGCCUAUGGAGGGUUGGAUUGCAGUGACCAUCAGUGGGCUGGUGACUGUCUCCCUGCUCAAGCCCAACGGGCAGGUGCUGACCUCCACAGAGAGUCUGUGCCGCCUGCGCUGCCGCGUGGCCCUGGCAGACAUCGCCUUCACCGGUGGGGGGAACAUCGUGGUGGCCACGUCCGAUGGCAGUAGCACCUCCCCCGUCCAGUUCUACAAGGUGUGUGUCAGCGUAGUGAACGAGAAGUGCAGGAUCGACACGGAGAUCCUGCCAUCCCUCUUCAUGCGCUGCACGACAGACCCUGCCCGGAAGGACAAGUACCCCGCCAUCACACACCUGAAAUUCCUCGCCAGAGACAUGUCAGAGCAGGUGCUGCUGUGUGCCUCCAACCAGAUGAACAGCAUUGUGGAGUGCUGGUCCCUGCGCAAGGAGGGCCUGCCUGUGAACAACAUCUUCCAGCAGAUUUCCCCUGUGGUUGGAGAUAAACAACCGAUGAUCCUCAAGUGGCGGAUUCUUUCAGCGACCAAUGAGCUGGACCGUGUGUCUGCCGUGGCCCUGCCCAAGUUGCCCAUCUCGCUCACCAACACUGACCUGAAAGUGGCGAGUGACACCAAGUUCUGCCCUGGAUUAG
Trichosurus vulpecula (common brushtail) is the source of this 1439-nucleotide messenger RNA. It is a transcript of the gene MED16, whose product is annotated as mediator complex subunit 16. Gene Ontology annotation, cellular component: mediator complex. Gene Ontology annotation, molecular function: protein binding. Lineage: Eukaryota; Metazoa; Chordata; Mammalia; Diprotodontia; Phalangeridae. Gene Ontology annotation, biological process: positive regulation of DNA-templated transcription. The record is from RefSeq and is a predicted model, not a curated record.